Orbicella faveolata is the source of this 1402-nucleotide messenger RNA. RefSeq lists its product as uncharacterized. Gene Ontology annotation, molecular function: protein binding. The record is from RefSeq and is a predicted model, not a curated record. NCBI's taxonomy places the organism in Eukaryota, Metazoa, Cnidaria, Anthozoa, Scleractinia, Merulinidae.
AAAUUCUUCCGGACUAGUGUGGACCGGACGUGGGUGUUCACGCAGUUAUGUUGGUGCCCCAGUGUUUUUUUCCAGGCUUUCUGAAUUUAAUAAUACUUUUGAAUGAACCACGCCCGAGUUUUUCGUUAUUACAAUAGAUGAAUUCUCACGCUUUCGAUCUUAACGAAAUGUCGCACAAUAUGUUUAUAAGAAGUGGUGCGCUACGAGUCACGAGGUCACUUUCAUUUGGGGAAGGUUUCCUGAACUGUUUGAAGCAGGCUUUGGAGACAACUGUACGAUGGAGGAUUCAAAACCAGGAGAGGACAUUCCCAAUGGCCAGCUUGUAUGUGAAAUGAAAGAUGCACUGAACAGUUUAAUGUCCCAGCUUUCCGCUUUCGGGCUCAAGGUCCACGUGCUUCAAAACCGCGUCGUUAUCACGGAACGGAGCGAAUCUGGAACAUUUAACGUAGUGGACGGAGAAGCCGCGUUGCAGUUCGUGAAUCAACCGGAACAUGCUGACAAAAUUAUUUGCUUCAAUUCUGAACGGUUUUAUUGCCACACCGAGUACCUCGUUCUCAGAAGUCAGUAUUUCCGAGCUUUGCUUUGCGGCGUUUACCGCGAGACAACCAUGGACUUGAUUUCCAUUCACCUCCCAGCGCCUGGAAAUACAGAGCCCAUAUUGCACUUCAUGUACUCGGGUAUUGCAGAUGGCGCGCUCUUUGAAGCUCAUGAAAUCUUCAAUACGAUCCAAAAUGCGAAUUUCCUGGGCGUGGAGGAAUUACUGAGCAAGGCCGCCGAGCAUUUUGCCACUCAGUGGAAAGUCUUUGCUAUUUCUCCACUGUUCAGGCGAAGCAUUGUUGAUUCGGAGUUUGUUUCAUCAAUUCUGGAGCUUGGGACAAAAAACAGUGUUUUCAAGGAAGGAGACAAGCUCAGAAUAGUCGUUCUAUGGAAUGAAGAAGGAACUGAGAACAAUUUUCCCGAGUCUAGUCGUCUUUUAAUUGAGCACAGAUGCUUAGAGAAAACUGGUAUUGCAGAUUUAGACUGGGCGCUAGACAAGAAACCUGGACUCUUUAAUGCCUUGGAUCAAUCCACGUUCCGCGUCGUUUACCAACGCGCGAUACAAGAUUCCGCGCGCGUCCGCGAGAACUUGCGCGUCCACGAGGACAAGAUCAAAAGUCUUUCCCAGUGCCUACGUACGCUGACAAGACAACUCGAGGAGGUCCGCUGCAGCAGAUGUCAGCUGUUUCUUCCUCGUGCAGCCAUGAAAACGAGAACUUGCAUUGUGACGCGCCAUCUUGGAGAGUAUGUGGUGAAUAAAGGAUGGAGCUGCUGCAGACAGCUCAUCAAAAGAAGCAAGGGCUGCAAGCCAGUGAGUCUCUCGCGACACUGCAUGUCUUUGAAUUCAAACGAAAGAUCAAGAUGA